AUGGCGAAGCUCUAUGAGAAAGUAGACCAAGAGCAACUGCAACAGGAUGCCGACGACACGCUAUUGCAUUAUGGGACAUCAUUUCAUCCCAGAAUCAUCACUCACGCUGAGGGCCGAACGAUCACCGAUAGCUCUGGCCAUCGGAUGUUGGAUUGGACUUCUGGUAAGUGACGGAAGCAAGUCAGCAUUUGGACAAACAAAUUGGUUAACACAUUCAGGACAAAUGUCGACACUGAUCGGCCACGGCCACCCCGAAAUCGUCGAAACAGUCCAUAGCCAUGCCAAAAACCUCGAUCAUCUGUUCUCAGGAAUGCUAAGUCCUCCCGUAAUCUCCCUGGCAAAGCGUCUCACAUCUCUUACGCCUCCCGGACUGGACAAAGCGUUCUUCCUCAGCACUGGCGGCGAGAGCAACGAAGCUGCAAUCAGGUUGGCCAAAUUCUACACUGGCAAGUUUGAAAUCGUUGGGCUUGCGUCGAGCUGGCAUGGCGUUACGUCCGGAGCCAUUGCAGCGCAGUAUCAUGCCGGCAGAGCAGGCUACGGACCCAACAUGCCCGGAAACCUAGCCUUGCCGACGCCAAACUCGUACAGGUCGAUCUUCAGGCAUCCCGACGGCUCGUACGAUUGGCGCACUGAGCUUGACUACGGCUUCAGUCUGGUUGAUCGACAGUCCUGCGGAUCACUAGCCGCACUGAUUCUGGAGCCCAUACUCUCUUCCGGCGGCAUGUUGGUCCUUCCACCCGGGUAUCUCAAAGCUGUCAAGGAGCAUUGCGAGCGUCGCGGAAUGCUUCUCAUCAUCGACGAGGCGCAGACUGGUAUUGGCAGAGCUGGAGACAUGUUUGCCUUCCAACAUUUCGCAGAAGAUGAAGAUGUUGUUCCCGACAUUUUGACUUUGAGCAAGACUCGUAAGCCAGCCCGUGCCUACAGCAAACAUAUCUGCUGAUCCAAGUCUCUUAGUCGGUAAUGGGUUACCGCUGAGCGCAGUCGUUACCAGUAAUCGGAUAGCCCAAUUCGCCAAGGAGAACCAGUUCUUGUUCUACACGGUCAGUCCAAGUCUUAUCUACAGGCAGGAUAAAUGCUGAUCUAUUGUAGACGCACAUCAACGACCCGCUGCCCGCAAGCGUCGGUGAUAAAGUCCUAGAAAUCGUCGUCCGCGACGGCCUAGUCGUGAAGGCCAAGAACUUUGGCGAGAAGUUCCAAUCACGCCUCCAAGCGCUUCAGUCACAAUACGAAUGCAUCGGUGAUGUCCGCGGUCGUGGUUUGAUGGCUGGCGUGGAAAUUGUUGCGGAUCGCAACACGAAGACGGGCGAUUCUGAACUCGGCGCUGCGAUUGCUACGAAGAUGACAGACCUGGGGCUCUGGGCCCAGCUGAGCACAAUGCCGUCCUUUGGUGGUGUAUUCCGACUUGCUCCGCCGCUCACCACAACGGACGAAGAGUUGGAGGCGGGCUUGAGAAUCAUUGAAGAGGCUUUUGCAACGACGCCCGGAACGAGGCCGUUGCACGCUGCUUGCGAGCCGUCUGCCGCAUCAUUGACCCAGGUCGAGGCCAGACUGUGA
Messenger RNA from Lecanosticta acicola, 1554 nucleotides. The record is from the annotation of a GenBank genome assembly. NCBI's taxonomy places the organism in Eukaryota, Fungi, Ascomycota, Dothideomycetes, Mycosphaerellales, Mycosphaerellaceae.